Suillus discolor is the source of this 324-nucleotide messenger RNA. RefSeq lists its product as uncharacterized. The transcript is spliced from 2 exons. The record is from RefSeq and is a predicted model, not a curated record. Bases 1 to 324 code for a protein of 107 amino acids. Lineage: Eukaryota; Fungi; Basidiomycota; Agaricomycetes; Boletales; Suillaceae.
AUGUUUCAUAAGCGGGUCAAGAAACUGACCGAGAAGGCUGCCCAGGCUGUUGCAGAAGGAACCCAAAAGCUAAAAAGGAAAGUUAGCACUGGUAGUCAAGAGCCUUCACUGGCCAAAAAAUCAAAGCACAUAUCUUUAAGUUCCCCAUCCAAGUCAAAAGAAUCAUCCUCUCCUCCUUGCACCAUAGAAGCUGAGCUCGGCAAGCAGCACUCCCAUGUAUUCAAGUGCAUGGGAAAGGGUUGUAAACAGCACAUUCAGUGCUACCUUGACAAAGGCAAUGCAAAGUCUACCAGCAACAUGGCCAAGCACACCAAGAGCUGCUAG